Perkinsus marinus ATCC 50983 is the source of this 315-nucleotide messenger RNA. RefSeq lists its product as hypothetical. The transcript is spliced from 3 exons. The record is from RefSeq and is a predicted model, not a curated record. Bases 1 to 315 code for a protein of 104 amino acids. Lineage: Eukaryota; Perkinsozoa; Perkinsida; Perkinsidae.
AUGAACGCGGUGAUUGAGGCCGACGCUACUACGCAAGAGAAAACGAUGAGGGCAGUCGAGAGUGAUAUACAGCGACAGUUGUUCACUAACGUUAAUCAUUUGGAGACAAUCGUCAGUAAUGGGGCGGAAGAGCGGGGCGCUGACGCACACAGAUCGGCUCAGUUGCUGAGCAAUGUUGUGGCUGAUCACCAGAUAGCAGUAGAUCAGGAGCAUGUGCAAGCUAGUGGUGAGAUGGGCAAAGGGGAAACGUUGGUUGCGAAGGCGGCUGAGGAUAUAGGGCGGGACGCGACCAAUGAGGCGGCGAUGAUAAAGUGA